Paramuricea clavata is the source of this 316-nucleotide messenger RNA. The record is from the annotation of a GenBank genome assembly. Lineage: Eukaryota; Metazoa; Cnidaria; Anthozoa; Malacalcyonacea; Plexauridae.
UCCUGAAUCUUCAACUUCCACUGAAUACCUCGAGCGCAGCCAACAAUCAGACCGCAGUCAAGAACAAUCUGAUAGCCAAGGUAUUGUAACAUUGAUAGCCCCUGGUGAGCUGCCUGGUAGAUUACAGAAUCCACAGGAUGUAAAAAACAUAGAAGAAGUAUCAUCGUACCGCCAAACAAGCGAUACAACGACAAUCACCUUGAGUUGGCCCAGCCAAAAAAUAGCAUGGACAGUCAAGACCUUUGUUCGCCUAGUCGAAAAAUGUUGCAGAGAAAGAGUGCCAAACAAUGGAUGGUGUUUUUCUCUUGGCAGAAGA